This is a messenger RNA of Arabis nemorensis, 894 nucleotides long. Lineage: Eukaryota; Viridiplantae; Streptophyta; Magnoliopsida; Brassicales; Brassicaceae. The record is from the annotation of a GenBank genome assembly.
AUGAUGUUACGAAGAAUCUCCGAGAGAGCUUCUUCUUCUGGAUUCGCUAAGAAUUGGAUUCUCAAAUCUUCAAGAUUUCACGGCGAGUCUCUCGAUUCCUCCGUCUCACCUGUUCUCAUUCCCGGAGUCCAUGUCUUCCAUUGUCAGGAUGCUGUUGGAAUUGUAGCAAAACUAUCAGAUUGUAUUGCAGCAAAAGGCGGAAACAUUCUMGGCUACGAUGUUUUUGUUCCCGAAAACAACAAUGUCUUUUACUCAAGGAGUGAGUUUAUAUUUGAUCCGGUAAAAUGGCCGAGAAACCAAGUGAAUGAAGAUUUUCAAACGAUUGCGCAAACAUACGGUGCUAUGAACUCGGUUGUGCGUGUGCCUUCUAUUGAUCCAAAGUAUAAGAUAGCUCUUUUACUUUCAAAACAGGAUCAUUGUCUUGUCGAAAUGUUGCAUAGAUGGCAAGACGGAAAACUCCCCGUGGAUAUAACCUGUGUGAUAAGUAAUCAUGAAAGAGCUUCAAACACUCAUGUCAGGCGGUUUCUUGAGAGGCAUGGCAUUCCGUAUCAUUAUGUAUCCACAACAAAAGAGAAUAAAAGAGAAGAUGAGAUUUUGGAAUUUGUUAAAGAUACUGAUUUCCUAGUUCUCGCUAGAUACAUGCAGAUUCUAUCGGGUAAUUUCUUGAAAGGUUAUGGAAAGGAUGUCAUCAACAUCCACCAUGGUCUCUUGCCAUCAUUUAAGGGCGGGAAUCCAGCGAAACAGGCGUUUGAUGCAGGUGUGAAGCUAAUUGGAGCAACGAGUCACUUUSUUACAGAGGAACUUGAUUCAGGGCCUAUCAUUGAACAAAUGGUUGAGAGUGUUUCGCACAGGGACAAUCUAAGGAGCUUUGUCCAGAAAUCUGAGGACCUCUGA